AUGUCCCAACCAGCCGGGCCCCCAGAGCAGCCUAUGUGGGACACCUCCUUCCUCUUCCAAGGCCGAGACGUGGCCACCAUCUUCUCUGAAGACACCGCCCUGGCAAUUGAAUAUUAUCCGUACAAAGCCAUAUGGGAUGCUCCGGGCACCCUCAUUCCCAUGGGAUACUCGGUGCUGCCCCUCACCAGCUGCGUUUUCCGGGAGCUGGCAGCGCAGAGCGGCGGGAUGCACGUGGACGGUCUCACCAUGCAGGGCACGGACCUCAAAACCACAUCUGGGGCCAUCCCGACCGUGGGGCUCUGCCUGCAGCUCCUUCAAUCGGAGCUCCACCGAGAUGAUGUGGCCCUCCCGGUGUCUGAUGCCAUGGCCAGCAUCCUGCCAGGAAAGCAGCCAUUCCCGUGCAGGACGGGAGCCCCGUCAGAGGAGCGGAGGUCCCAGGGGAUCAUCAGGGACCACCAGGAGCCAGUGAAUGCCAGGGAGGCUGGAGGAGCAGGGGGCAAUGUGGGCACCAGGGGGGACAGCAAUGACCCCGAGGUGGUUUGGGGCUCUUGUGGGGACCAAAGACAGGCUGCUGUCGGCUCUACACUGCCGGAGGCAAGCAGCUACCGCCUGGCACUGAAGCAAAUGGCAGGGGACCUCCUGUCCCUGCGCAAGCACGUCACCAGCCUGGAGGUGGAGAAUGGGCACCUGCGGCGCAGCCUGGCCUCGCAGGAGGAGCUGGGCCACGCUCUGCUCACUGAUGUGGACCUGGAUGUCAUGACCCGGGAGGAGCUGCUGGACAGGCUUGCCACCCUCAAGCGCAAGCUGAUGGCUGGCACGGCGGAGAUGAAGAGGCUGAAAGACCGUAUGCAGCAGCUGCAGAAUGAGCUGAUCCGGAAAAAUGACCAGGAGAAGGAACUGGUGCUGCUCCAGCAAGCCCAGCGGCAGCAGCAAGCCACUCUGAGGAGGUGCCAGCAGAAGGUAGCCAAGAUGAAGGGCUUGGAGGAGACAGUGAGGCAGCAGGAGAAGGUGAUCGAGGCGAUGGAGCGGAUGCUGCAGAAGAAGCUUGCUGGGGCAGGCAGGAGCGCUGAGAAGCCAGUGGGUGAAGCCCUCUCCAGGGAAGUGUAUGCCGCACUGCUGGCCGAGAACCACAGGCUGCGGGAGAAGCUGGCAAGGCCCCCCCACCCCUCGCCCCCCGUCGCCCUGCAGCCCCCAGCCUUGCCGGGUGUUUUUGGGGGCACGGAAAAGCUGUCUUUGCUGGCCAGGCUGGAGGAGGCACAAGCCCGUGGGCGGGUGCUGGAGAGGCAGUUGGAGGAGGCAGCGAGGAGGUGGGGACGGGAGAAGCAGAAGCUCGGCACUCGUCUGCUGGAGCAGGAGCAUGGCUUCCCCAAUGCCCCCGCCUCGAACCUGCCGGCGAUCCCCACGGCCCUCCUGAGAAGACCCCACUCCCUCGCCCCCCUGCCCUAG
Molecule: messenger RNA, 1446 nt
Organism: Nipponia nippon (crested ibis)
Lineage: Eukaryota; Metazoa; Chordata; Aves; Pelecaniformes; Threskiornithidae
Source: RefSeq, a predicted model, not a curated record